Molecule: messenger RNA, 261 nt
Organism: Serpula lacrymans var. lacrymans S7.9
Lineage: Eukaryota; Fungi; Basidiomycota; Agaricomycetes; Boletales; Serpulaceae
Exons: 2
Coding region: 1-261 (86 amino acids)
Source: RefSeq, a predicted model, not a curated record
AUGAAGUAUUGUGACUGUAAUAUUUAUGAUACUACCGCUGCACUAGCGUCUCCCUUGGAGUGUGGCCCCGGCAAGACAAACACUAGGGUGCUUGAUUCUGGUAAAAAUAGGGAAAUCCCAAGACGUGUGUUGAUGCGCACAUUUUUAUUCCAAAAGGAGAUCUGUUUAGACAUUGGUGUGGAAAACCUUGCCCGGGGCAUAGUACACCCAACCAGCGCACUGCUUGAUUCAGGCGCUGUUGAUGAUGAGAACUGCUGUUAG